Messenger RNA from Nyctereutes procyonoides (raccoon dog), 792 nucleotides. Its product is annotated as cuticle collagen 1-like. The transcript has a single exon. The record is from RefSeq and is a predicted model, not a curated record. The coding region runs from base 1 to 792 and encodes 263 amino acids. NCBI's taxonomy places the organism in Eukaryota, Metazoa, Chordata, Mammalia, Carnivora, Canidae.
AUGGCUGAGGCUUUCUCGGAGCUAUCACAGUAUCUGCCACAUAAUAGGUACUCUUCAAACCUGCGGAACCAAAGAAUGAAUGUGUCCUUCUGCAUGAACCCCGCCCACGGAUACCAACGUCCUCCCAGUGCCUCCCCGUUCCUUGCGGUGGGGGACCCAGAGACCAUCAGACAAAGCCCACCCCUCCCACGGUGCUCGUCCGGGGAUUCGCCAGCCCCCGUGCGCUCGCGGGGCCCAGGAAGCGCCGCUGGGACUCCAGGGGCCCCCGGAGACCCAGGCCUUUCAACCGCCGCGUGGUGCAAGCGGGGAGACCCAGGCGCAGAGAAACCGCGCGGCGGGACAGCGCCCGGCGCUGCCGUGGGUCCGGACGGCUCGGAUGCCCCUGCCUGGGCCUCGGCGCUUCGGGGCGGCAUCUGGAGCCAGGCCCUGCCGGCGGGGCAGCUUCCGUGCGGGCACCUGCGUCCUGCGAACCUGCAGCCCGCGCUUUCCACGCCGCGUGCCCGCCUGCUACCCCCCCCCCCCACGGCGGCCGCCCUCUCCCCGGGCUGCGGCCCAACUUCCCAGGACGCGGCGCUGCCCCCCCCCCCCGCCCCCAGAAGGGCAGGCACCUGCCGCAGGCCGCCCCACAGGUCGGGGUACAGCUGCGAGCCCCACCCCCCAGCCCCGAGAAGGGCAGGCACCUGCCGCAGGCCGCCCCACAGGUCGGGGUACAGCCGAGCCCCCCCCCCCUUCCGCGAGGCCCAGGAGGCGGGCUGUGCCCCGUCUCUCCUUUCCGCAGUUCUGGGAUUUUGA